AUGGGCUCCCUCAGGACUCUGUUUCUUGGUGUUUACACUUCUAAUGUCAUUAUAAGGGCACUCUUCCUUCCUUCCUUCCAUGUCUUGUUGUUCAGCCCGUUCUUGACGCUUGCCGGAUGGUACCUUGGAUUCGGCCAAACCAUAAAGACGUACAUACCGGAAGACUUUUCGUGGUUCGAUCUGCUGCCUCAGAUUGCGGUAUUGACGGUUGUAGUGCUGCUACCCACGAGGUUGUUAUCUGGCUCAGGAGGCGUAAGCAAAAGCAGCGACGGGAAGAGACGGGCUCAAUCACUACCAUAUUGGAUCCCUGGAGUUCGACAUUUCUGGAGCAUCAUCUCUGGUGGUGAAGCAUGGCUGAAUGGUGUUCGGAAUUCCACCUUUGAAAGCAUAGUCUCGUACAAUACUUUUGGAUCCAAACACAACAUCGUACUCAACGACACUCUGACGGAGGACUCCAUAUUGACGCAAAUAUCUAAUCAAUCAAGCAAUCUCGAAGUACCCGAUACCACGAAAUGGGCUGUUCUUCGUAACGCAUUCAGCAUUCCAAGCAAUGCUAAACCACAAUACUUCCAGAUAGAGUCCGACAUCGAAAAGUCGGUCGUGGCCGAAGUAUAUGAGCAGAUGUUGGCACUAAUGUCCCCAACCCUCAACACUUUAUCCGAAUCGUUGCCCGACUUCGUCACAUUCAAUUCGUCGAUCGUGGACCAGAUGCAGUGGGAGCGCGUGGCCAACGUUGAACUCUCGGAUGGAACUUCGGAAGCUGAAUGCGAUCUGUUUGCACUGGUCAAUGAGUUUUGUUGCAACGCCAUCCUUCCACCCAUCGUUGGCUCACAAUUCACGGAGUCAUACCAACUGUUGGCUACAGAUCUGGCUGCCUUCAACUCGCGGUACUGGGCGCUUGCACUUGGGCUACCACGCCUAUCCCCCAUUCAAGGAUUGCCAGGAGCGGCACUUUCACAGAAACGCUUAGUCUACAACUUCACAAAAAUGUUCAGCGAGCUUGCGAAUCCGCCAGUGCGGCGAGUGCCUGACGACGAUGAGAGUGUCAGUGGAGAGGAGACCGAUGCAGAUGUGCUCACACCUGUGGUGAAGCUGAACGAACUCUUCACAAAGCACGAUCUGUCCUUGAACGCUCGAGCGUCAAUAACGCUGCAGCUCGUCCACGACAUUGUCGCAGGAGUCGUACCGCUUGUGUUCUGGACACUGAUGCACGUCUAUGCAUCCUCUGAAGGACCAGCAGCUGAAGCAUUCGGAGUCAUACCAAUUGGCAAGAUCAUAGCCGAGACGAAAGCAUGGGCACAAGCAUUCCAACCACCAUCAAUACAUCCGGCAUUUCCAUCGCCACCAGCAAUCAUCUUCGACCCUACCUUCAGCCAACUCCCAGCAGACUUGAUGCCAUACCUCCACUCCUGCAUGAACGAGUCUCGUCGCCUCUACAGCUGCUCCGCCCUCACCUAUCUCAUCAAAUCGCCCAUAACCCUCUCCGACCCCAACCCCAGCGUCCAGCAAGAAACCUGGAUCCUCGACGCAAACUCCUACCUCGAUAUCGGCCUCUCCCAGUCCCUCAUAAGCUCCUCCCCAGCUAUAUUCCCCGACCCCACAUCCUACAAACCCGACCGCUUCACCACCUCCCCACCAACACCACCCACCUCCCCCUCCCACCUGUACAAAUCCGCCCUCGUCCUCGCAAUUCUCACUGGCAUAUUCCAGCUCUGGGAAAUCAGCCCGGCGCCCAAGAAGAGCUUCUUCGACCACAUGCAGGAGGCGCGCGAGGAGGCGCAGAUCCGCGCCGCGCCGCUAACAAGUGAGCGUCUAGAGGCCAAGGAUGCGCAGCUCAAGGAGAAGAGGGAGAAGGAAGGGAAGGUGGAGAAGUGGGUGAUGCCCAAGGCGGUGGAUGGGGCGAGUAUCAAGGUUCCCAAGGCGGAUGUGAGGGUGAGGAUUAGGCGGCGGGAGGGAUUGCCGGCGGGUGGAUUUGGGAUGAGGAGGGUGGGAUAG
Molecule: messenger RNA, 1995 nt
Organism: Parastagonospora nodorum SN15
Lineage: Eukaryota; Fungi; Ascomycota; Dothideomycetes; Pleosporales; Phaeosphaeriaceae
Exons: 2
Coding region: 1-1995 (664 amino acids)
Molecular function (GO): heme binding; oxidoreductase activity, acting on paired donors, with incorporation or reduction of molecular oxygen; monooxygenase activity
Source: RefSeq, a predicted model, not a curated record